AUGAGCUACAUGAGCAGGAUGUACAUGGCGGCCGCCGUGGCGGCGGUGAAGAGCCACUCCGAUCAAGGGCAGAAGCUCAAGUCCCUCGGCCGUGUCAAGAACCGAUUUUUUUCCGGCAGGCAAGGCCCGGACGCGGCUGAUCUCCGGCCUUUAUCCGUCGUGGUUAAAUCCGGAGACGGAGCGAUUGUCGGCCCCGACAAUGAGCGGAGGAGCCAGACAGAGGAGUCUCUCCGGCAGGCCAUGUAUUUCAAUUGCUGGGGACAGGGCUGA
Messenger RNA from Striga hermonthica, 270 nucleotides. The record is from the annotation of a GenBank genome assembly. NCBI's taxonomy places the organism in Eukaryota, Viridiplantae, Streptophyta, Magnoliopsida, Lamiales, Orobanchaceae.